UACAAAGUCACACCCCCAGCGGUCUCUGGGUCACCAGAGUUUGAAAGAAUAUUUCGUGCACAACAAAACUGUGUGGAGUUUUACCCCAUAUUUCUGAUUACAUUGUGGAUGGCUGGAUGGUAUUUCAAUCAAGGAUAUCAGAGCCCUACAGAUGGACUUCAGGUGUGUACCAGAGGGCUCUUGAAAUUGCUGAGGAAGAGCGAGGGUCCCUGAUGGUAAGGGAAGAUACUGAUAUUUUCUGUUGGACAAGAUGGCAGAGGAUCAUGCCACCCUUUACAUCUCUUUUAGGUUUUGCUACUUGUCUGGGACUGGUCUAUAUAUAUGCCCGUCACCAGUAUUUCUGGGGAUAUUCAGAAGCAGCUAAAAAAAGGAUCACCGGUUUCCGGCUGAGUCUGGGGAGUCUGGCCUUGCUGACGGUCCUAGGCGCCCUGGGGAUUGCAAACAGCUUUCUGGACGAAUACCUGGACCUCAAUGUUGCCAAGAAACUGAGACACUUCUGACGUUACCCCCUCCCUUUGCCCACAUGCUUGCAGAAGCUAUUUCUGCCCUGAAGGUCGUGUGGGGUCAACUGAUCAAUUCUUAAAAAGAAAAGUCUUUGUUUUGUUUUUCCUGAAAUGGCUUUGUAGGAACAUACCCACUAGAGAAUACAUUUCCUGUUUCAGAAUUAAAGUCCGCCCUGAGGGGAUAGAGCCACAUCCUCAGUGGAAGUACACAGGCUCUGGUUCUGGAAGCGUAUGCUGAAGUCGCGAUUGCUUAUGUGGGGAGAAAGCAGCCUGACCAUGUGCCGGGUUUUCUGUGGGGCCACCAUCAUCCCCUGCCUCUGAUGACUGUCCCACUUCUGUCUUGAUGGAACGUUCCAGACAGAUGCUGAUAAGGCAGCCGUGCUCACUUUAUUGGUUGUAGGAGAGCAACAUAUGGCUGCAUAUGGGGGACGUCAGGCAAACACGUAGAAUAGCCAGAGAAGAGAGUCAUCAACUAAUAGCACAAAACAAAUCUGGGUGCAAAAUUUACUUUUUAAAGAAAAAAGGGGGGGGCAUUCAUUUUUAAGGAACCAUUCAGAGACUAGUGUGCAGUGGAUGUCCUUGCCCCUGGCCAGGGGAAGGAGGGGCACCGUCACAGCUAGAGCUGGGUUCCGCUGUACGUCCUGUGUCCUGCAUGGUUUGGGGCCGGCAGCUCUUGUGACCCUGCAGUGCGGUCACUGUGUGGCACAAUGCAAAUGGUCCUCCUUUACUUUCUUCAUCUUCUUCUUCUUCUUUUUUUUUUUAGGAUUAUUUAUUUGAGAGAAUGCACAAGUAGGGGGAGCAACAGAGGGAAAGGGAGAAGCAGGCUCCCCGCCGAGCAGGGAGCCCAGAUGCAGGGCUCGAUCCCAGGACCCUGGGAUCAUGACCUGAGCCGAAGGCAGACGCUUAACGACUGAGCCACCCAGGCGCCCCUACUUUCACCUCACAGUCUUCAGGGACGUUAGGAAAAUGGAGUUAUGAGCACAGAUAACACAUUUUAACAUCCGGGAAAGGGCUCUUUGUCCAUUUUUCUAAAGAAAUCUGGACAGCCUCGAGUCUUUUAUGGGCAUCUUCAAGAAGCUGUUGACUGGGGGGGCACAAAGGAAGUUUUAAAGACUGAAUAAUAGGAAAAGAAAUAAAGGCAAUUAAACACCAGCGUUUCCAGAAUAGUGGGGAAGCGAUGACACUGCCCUGCACCCCACAUAGCGGUACUAAAUAUUCGCAAAUACACUGAGAACACAGCGGUCUGGGAAUGGGGCUAUCAGGAUCCUACUCACUGGCUGUUUGCCUUCGAGUAAGGCACCUCAGCAAUAGGGGCCGUGCAGUGAAGAAGUGACGCCCGGAGCCAGACAACACUAACCUCCCUAUAGCACAUGCUGGGGCCUCCUACUGCGGCUCUUCGUGGCUCUCGGCCUCCGUUUUCCUUGGGCAAAAUGGGGCUUCCCUCACUCUAAAAUGCUGUGUUUCUCUGGCCUUUUGGCUUGUUAGUAUUCUGAUCAGUUACAGUGACUUGUAUGGUGACAUUUAAUUGUUUUACACAUUGAAGACAAUAAGGAAGAAAGAAUGCAAAUUUCUGACCCCGAAGAACAAUCACUGCAUAAUCAUAUCCUUCUGAAGUGGGGAAAAGAACACUCGACUUUUCCCAAUCUUGCACUUGAGGAUUUACAAACAAUUUCUAUUUUGCAUCUAAAUUGGAGCUAUUUAAAAAGGUAAACUACAGGGGCGCCUGGGUGGCUCAGUCAGUUAAGCAUCUGCCUUUGGCUAAGGUCAUGACCCCAGGGUCCUGGGAUCCAGCCCCGCAUCAG
Zalophus californianus (California sea lion) is the source of this 2305-nucleotide messenger RNA. It is a transcript of the gene MGST2, whose product is annotated as microsomal glutathione S-transferase 2. Lineage: Eukaryota; Metazoa; Chordata; Mammalia; Carnivora; Otariidae. The coding region runs from base 117 to 500 and encodes 127 amino acids. The transcript has 5 exons. Gene Ontology annotation, molecular function: glutathione transferase activity; enzyme activator activity; glutathione peroxidase activity. Gene Ontology annotation, biological process: leukotriene biosynthetic process. Gene Ontology annotation, cellular component: membrane; nuclear envelope; endoplasmic reticulum. The record is from RefSeq and is a predicted model, not a curated record.